Molecule: messenger RNA, 408 nt
Organism: Ilyonectria robusta
Lineage: Eukaryota; Fungi; Ascomycota; Sordariomycetes; Hypocreales; Nectriaceae
Exons: 3
Coding region: 8-178 (56 amino acids)
Source: RefSeq, a predicted model, not a curated record
CCCCUCAAUGUUCAAUCAUGCCCCAGUCCACAACUCCCGUUUCCUACUCCUAGAUGAAAAUGCCUCUCCCAAUUUACGCCGAUCGCCGGUAUUGGUCCUGGAAUGGAGCUUUAUCCACGAUAGUAUAAAUUGCUGCAUGCAUUGUCGGGACAUUUUCGGCCCUAUGCGUGAAAGUUAACUUCUGCAUAGUCAUUCGUCAAUGGACUUUGCCACUCACGCUUUUUCUAGCCGCGCCAUUCUAUUUUUGUUAGAACACUUUCUACUCUGUGGUCAGGGGCAAGUUUUACCUAGCGUCCCACUCAGAGGAAUUCUUCUCCCAACGUUCUCGGUCUUUUUUUUGGUCCUCGUCCAUCUUUUUCAAGAAGCUGGAAAGGUUUGGAGUAACCGCCAUGGUGUUAGAUCGACCGG